Molecule: messenger RNA, 1521 nt
Organism: Aspergillus heteromorphus CBS 117.55
Lineage: Eukaryota; Fungi; Ascomycota; Eurotiomycetes; Eurotiales; Aspergillaceae
Product: cytochrome P450
Exons: 6
Coding region: 1-1521 (506 amino acids)
Molecular function (GO): heme binding; iron ion binding; monooxygenase activity
Source: RefSeq, a predicted model, not a curated record
AUGGUCCUCCAGGUGCUCUAUCUAGUGGUGUACUACACCAUCCUCCACCCUCUAGCCCAAUACCCGGGCCCUUUUCUUGCGAGAUUCACCAACCUCUACUCGGCCUACCACGCGUGGACGGGCGAUAUCCACCUCGAUAUCUACCGGUGCCACCAGAAAUACGGCGACCAUGUCCGCUACGCCCCGAAUCGGCUGCUCAUCAACACCGCCGGCGCCCUUCACGACAUCUACGACCGCCACGCGCAUGUCAAGAAAUUCAAAAACUACCGUGUCCUAUCCAAACAGGCACCCAACACCCUCACCCUACGGGACAAGGUACAGCACAGUCGACGACGGCGAGUGCUGAGCCAGGCCUUCUCCAAGCGGGGAGUGGAGUCGAUGCAGCCCAUUAUCCUAGCCAGACUGGAGCGACUGUCUGAAGUUCUCCGUAGUCAGGUCCCCGAUUCCUCGGGAUGGACAUCUCCCAUCGACAUGGCCCAGAUAUGCAAACCCACCCUCCCAGUCAACCAUCUGGCGUUCGACACGAUGACCUCCGUCUCCUUCGGGAUCGAUUUCGACGCGAUGCGCGACCCGAAGUACCGGUACGUGAUGGACGCGAUCGACGAGUCCAACGUCCGACAAGGGGUUCUGUUUCAGGCAGAGGGACUGUCCACCGCAAAGCUGGACCGCCGGCUCUUCCCCGCGUCGAUUGUCGCCGCGUCCCAGUUCUCCAGGUUCAUUCGCCGUCUGCUCGCCACCCGUCUGCAGACUACCCCGUCGACCACAACCACAACCACAACAACAAACGACAUCUUCUCCUUCCUGCAACAAUGCCAAGACCCCAAGACGGGAGAAUCCCUCACCCUCACCGAGCUAAGCACCGAAACAGCCACCUUCAUCGUCGCCGGCUCCGACACCAACUCCACGACCCUAUCCGCACUAACCCACUACCUAACCGGCUCCUCAACCAGCUAUCUCCGCCUAAAGGACGAAAUCCGAGGCACAUUCGACACGCUCGCCGAAAUCAGUCUCGGCCCGAAGCUCAACUCCUGCGUGUUCCUCCGCGCGUGCAUCUCCGAAUCCCUCCGUCUGUCCCCGCCAGGCGGGAGUUCCCUCUGGCGGGAAGUCGAGGCCGGGGGAACCGUCAUUGACGGGACUUUUGUUCCGGGGGGGUGUGAGGUCGGGGUCGGGAUUUAUAGUAUUCAUCAUUGUGGGCGGUAUUAUUCUGAUCCUGGGGAGUUUGAGCCUGAGAGGUGGAUUGUGGGGAGGGGGAGGGGGAGUGAGGGUGAGGAUAAAUGGAAAGACGGGGUGAGUCCGUAUAUGCCGUUUUCGAUCGGGCCGAGGAGUUGUAUUGGGAAGCCGUUGGCGAUGGCGCAGGUGAUGCUUACGGUGGCGAGGAUGGUGUGGGAGUUUGAGUUGCGGAGGGCAGAGUUGGGGGAGGAGUGGGUGGGGACGGGGGUGAGGGCGGAGGAGUAUGUGUUGGAGGAUCAUGUUACGGCGAGGAAGCGGGGGCCAGUAGUCUGUCUGAGGGGGAGGGAGUAG